AUGGAGAUCGGCGCGAGGCAGCGCAGCGAUGGAGAUCGGAGAGAGAGGAGGGAGGCUGUGGCUGAAGGAGGACGAUCGGCGUCGCGAUGGGUGGCUGUGGCUGUGGCUGUGACUGCAAAACCCCCAUAUAUUGUUUGUAAUCUCACCACAAGGAAAUUCUCACUUCUUCCUGAUAUUGGUCCAACUUCAUCUGAAUCGUAUCGUAAAAAUGCUGCUGCUUUCUUGGCUUUUGAUCCUUCGAAAUCGCCUCACUACAAAGUUAUAUUGUUUAGUUCCAGCUAUGUUAAUAAUGGACGCUGGGUUGAAAUUGAAAUUUACAGUUCCCAGACUUCGUCUUGGAAACACAUUUCUGUGCCUGAUCCGCGAGGUGUGCCAUUCAUGUUCAGCGUGUUUUGGAACGGAGCAAUUCAUUGUAUAACCUAUGCGAAUGUUCAUGUUCGAUUUGAGGUUGAGGAAGAGAAAUUCAUACAAACCCCAAUGCCUCAAAACCCUAAAAUCAUUUCUCCUGAUAAGAUUAGGUAUUUUGGAGGAUGUGGUGGUGAUUUGCUUCUUAUUCAGACUCCUCAGCCUUGUGCUAUGGGAUUCAGCGUCCUUCAGAUGCACAGGGAUUACUGCGGGUGGAUUGUGAAGUACCGGGUCAAUCUUAGAUCCAUUUUAUCUGUAUUUCCUAAAACAGAAUGCAAAACCAUAGUCACAUGCUCUGAAUUUAAUGUGCUCUGUGUCGUGAAGGGAGCGAAUGAAAAAGAUUUUACACUGGUGUUUGCUAUCCGGGGCAAAGUUAUUUCUUAUAAUGUCAAGUCCAACAUAUUGAAGGAGCUUUAUGAUUUAUCAACAGAUGAUCUUGAUGAUUGGCGACCAAGUUGGUGUAAUACUUAUCAAUUCAUUGAAAGCCUAUCACCUGUUUGA
This is a messenger RNA of Camellia sinensis, 906 nucleotides long. Lineage: Eukaryota; Viridiplantae; Streptophyta; Magnoliopsida; Ericales; Theaceae. The record is from RefSeq and is a predicted model, not a curated record.